AUGGGCAGUUACUACAGCUCUCCCACCGUAAAUUUAACCUUAAUCACAGUCACGAAGCGGUGCAACUCUCCCAACUCAAGUAACUGUACUAGUGGAAGCUCCUGGUGCAGAUCAAGUCGUAAAUAUGCAAUUCGGGAGACAGAGGCCGCUUUUCUGGCGAGAACAGCUCUGCUGGUAUUGCUGCACCGCUUUCCCAAGCCUACAGCGCCCUUUCGGGAGGAUCGGCACAAGCCUAAGGCGCAGCGGCGGCAGGCCCGGUGGAACGGUGCUUCUCAGGCGCUGCUCGCCUCCGAUCCGGAGGCAGCUUCCCGCCGCGGUCCCGUUCGCUCACCACGGCGCGCUGCCGGCGGCUUCCCCCCGGUGGCGCAGCGGUUACCGGGCGACCCCCGAGCCUGCGAUGGGCGCAGGAGCCCACCCAGAGCCCCCUCCCGCGCCGGCCCUGGCGCUCCUCUCCCUCCGUCACCCUCAGCAGAGACCAAGGUGUACGUGGGGAACCUGGGCACAGGCGCGGGCAAAGGCGAGCUAGAGAGAGCCUUCAGCUACUACGGGCCCCUGAGAACCGUAUGGAUCGCGAAGGAACCCGCGGGGUUUGCCUUCGUGGAGUUUGAAGACCCGAGGGAUGCUGAAGAUGCUGUCCGUGGACUUGAUGGGAAGGUGAUAUGUGGCUCCAGGGUUAGAGUGGAAGUGUCAACGGGGAUGCCUCGUCGCUCCCGUUACGACAGGCCUCCUGCACGGCGCCCCUUUGACCCUAAUGACAGAUGCUAUGAGUGUGGUGAGAAAGGCCACUAUGCUUAUGAUUGUCACCGCUAUAGUCGCCGAAGGAGGAGCAGGUCCCGGUCUCGAUCCCGUUCAAGGUCCCGAGGAAGAAGGUAUUCUCGGUCACGCAGUCGGAGUCGUGGUAGGAGGUCCAGGUCAGCUUCCUAUCGUAGGUCCCGGUCCGUUUCUCCUCGUAGGUCUAGGUCUGUGUCGCCCCGUCGGUCCCGAUCGGGUUCCUUGAAGAGAUCAAGGUCUAGAUCAAGAUCCAGAUCUAGAUCCAGAUCUGUUACAUGGCCCCGAAGCAGGUCUAGGUCUCACGGCAGAUCAAAAUCUGGCUCGCCGGCUAAGAGUCGGUCAAAGUCCCGAUCACCAUCUCCAAAGAGAAGUCGUUCACCAUCAGGAAGCCCUCAAAGAAGUGCAAGUCCUGAAAGAAUGGAUUAAAGUUAUGAAGUUAAUCUUUUAGGAAGAAGAUUAUUUUGCUUACAUUAUUAUAAGGGAUUUUGUGGUGUCUUUGUAAAUGUAAGAAUGUAGAUAGAAGAGUAUAUCAACUAAAAUUUGGCAUGAUCUGGGUCUUCUGAGUGAGUCACACCAAUAGACUAGCACAGGUCUCUUUUUAUUGUAUGAAUUAACUUCCUGUGAUAUGAAAAUGUGGGACUUUUUUAUUGGCACAUUGAAAUAAAAUGUGUAUUUUUAACUAAAACUUCUCUGUAGUAACCCUGCUGCUUCUGUUAACAUUUGGGUAAUUGUAGCUGUGUGCCAUGUAACGUGGAUGAAAAAUGUCUAAAAUGGGAAUGACUAGUAUCAGUGUCUUCUCAAACCAGCCACUUUUCACAUUUAUUGUUGAAUGGUCUUCGCUGAAAGGAUCAUUUUCUGCUUUGAAAUGGAAUUUAAAAUCCGUCUCUGUCUGCAGAUGGCUAAAAAUUUGUAUAUGCCCUUUUUAUUCCUUUAUGAUAUUUAGCGGGCGUUCAUUUUUCUCCCUGAUCUAAUUAUUCUGCAAAGCUUACUCUCUGGUGCUUGACUAGUUGUGAUACCAGAUGCCCCAGAAUUUAAGGAUGAGCUUUUAUUCAAAACACUGACAUCUUUUAAACGAGUAGCAUCUGCAGAAACCUCUAAACGUAAUAGAAAUCAUUAAUAACUUGACGCUGCUUUCACUUGUUGCAUUUUUUAGUUCUUUAGGCUAUUAACACAAAGAAAACUUCUUAGAAGUCCCCAGGGCAUGUUUUCCUUUUUUGAGGGAAGACGUAAGGUCUUCUGACCUAGUUUCUGAAGGACCUUAGGAAAACGUGCUUGAGAGGCAAAAGAAAGCUGUUGUUAGUCUUAAUGCAGCUCACUCAAACUUUCCUCCUUAAAGUGAAAGAUUCUCACAGCUGACCUCAGGAAUUCUAACCUGCUGCACAGAAAUCGGUUUUAAAGCAGCCCAGAUCCUGGAGAUGAUUUUGUUGAAUUAAGCUACUUUCUUACAGCAAAUACACACCUGCAGGAUUAAUUAUUUGUGUAUAGGUAUGUCAAACUCUGUGUUUGUCCUCAUUCUGUAGUCAAGAAUUGCAUGAUAAGGCACUUUGAUGCAGAUCACAGCAAAAGACUGGAAACAAUGUUAGACUGUGAACAAACAAACGGGUAGGCGGAGGGGAAAAAAGCAAGUAUUUUUUUACUGUGAUGGGAUAUCUAGCAGAAAUAAAGGCCAGUUUCAGCAGUAAACAAGCACUGAAAUGGAAAGUGAGGCCUGUUUGGGCUUACAAAAUCUGUCAUGGCAGUUUGCUUCCAAUGUGUAAACCACAGCAGAGCAUCUUAAAUGAAAAAAAAACACUACAGUAACUUCAGUCACACCUUGGGUAACCCAUGAUUUUAAAAAACAGGUUUCUUGCUAACAGUGACUUCAUGGAGCUUUUUCUGUGUAUGAGUGAGCAGUCCAGAUUCUGAACAUACUGUUGUGCUGCAGCCUUGUCUGGCCUUUAUGCCUAGUCCUAACUGCUGUGGUGCUUGGUGUCUGCCUGGACGCUCCCGUGGUGCUCAGCGAUGGGGAUUAGUGUUUCAUCUGCCGGGUGCAAUGAUCAGUAUUUUGGCAAUAUCCAUGAAAUUCCACCGUUGCCGCAGUGGGAGAGCGGGGAGUGUCACAAAUGUUGCCCUGCAGUGAUUUAGCAGAAAUGCCCAAAGCCUGUGACUUGUGUUUGGAAUAUUUAUUGGUUGUGCAUUGCCUGCCUGGUUUAUAGUGCAUCUGGAGAGAGGCACACGUACACUGCUGCUCUGGAAUUUGAUCAGCUUUUUUUCUCUUCUGUACUUUUAAGGCAAACCUACUCCACAAUAAACCUGCAGACUAACACG
This is a messenger RNA of Aptenodytes forsteri (emperor penguin), 3078 nucleotides long. Its product is annotated as serine/arginine-rich splicing factor 7. The coding region runs from base 1 to 1197 and encodes 398 amino acids. The transcript has 9 exons. The record is from RefSeq and is a predicted model, not a curated record. Gene Ontology annotation, molecular function: zinc ion binding; RNA binding. Gene Ontology annotation, cellular component: nuclear speck. Gene Ontology annotation, biological process: mRNA splicing, via spliceosome. Lineage: Eukaryota; Metazoa; Chordata; Aves; Sphenisciformes; Spheniscidae.